Messenger RNA from Lodderomyces margitis, 2883 nucleotides. RefSeq lists its product as uncharacterized. Gene Ontology annotation, biological process: protein import into nucleus. The transcript has a single exon. The coding region runs from base 1 to 2883 and encodes 960 amino acids. Gene Ontology annotation, cellular component: nucleus; cytoplasm. The record is from RefSeq and is a predicted model, not a curated record. Gene Ontology annotation, molecular function: nuclear import signal receptor activity; small GTPase binding. NCBI's taxonomy places the organism in Eukaryota, Fungi, Ascomycota, Pichiomycetes, Serinales, Debaryomycetaceae.
AUGUCUUGGACACCCGAUGCAAAUGCCGUUGAACAACUCAAACAUAUUUUUCAAGGAACUUUGUCACCAAAUAAUGAAGAACGAAAAUUAGCUAAUGAGGCUUUAGUACAGGCCAAACAGAAUUUAGAAAUUGAAAAUUAUUUAUUUACAAUCUUGGUAUUUGACAAUACAGCCAAACCCGAUGUACGUGCAGCAGCAGGUAUCAACUUGAAGAAUAUCAUUUUGAAAAACAAGUCGAAUCAUCUGAUCGAUAGAAGUUAUAUUACCAAUAACAUCAUUCAAGGCUUGACAAGCCCUGAUGCAAUGGUGAGAAAUAUUACCGGGAAUGUAAUAACUUCGCUAUUUUCGAUUUAUGGAAUAUCACAGUGGGGCACAGCCCUAACCAGUUUGUUAACUUUGGCUCAUCAUGGUCAAGGUGAUGGAGACCAUACAACAACAAGCCACCAGUUUUCUGCUCAAGAAGCAGCAAUGAGCGCCCUUGCUAAAAUCUGCGAGGACUCGUAUUAUGAACUAGAUCGAGAAUACAAUGGCGAACGACCAUUGAAUUUGUUACUUCCCGAAUUUUUGAAAUUAAUGGAUCUGCCUAGUAUGAAAGUCAAGGCAUUUGCGGUACAUUGCUUCAAUCAAUUUAUCAUUUUAGACACUCAAUCGUUUCUCGUCUUGAUUGACCAAUUUUUAACCAAAAUAUUCGAAUUGGCACAAGGUACUGAUAGUAUUGAAACAUCCGAUGCAUACACUUUGAAGAAGAACAUAUGCACCGCCUUCCUUUCGAUUUUGGAAACAAGACCAGAUAAAUUGGCACCUCAUAUCGAUGGAAUAAUGAGCUAUUGUUUACACGUGAUACAAAAGGGCACCAAUAAUGAAUUAAGUUUGGAAGCAGGAGAAUUUUUGUUGGCAUUGGCAAGUUCUAGUGACUUUAAAGCUGUCUUUACCACCGAUAAAUUGAAGGUUAUUCUACCAGUAUUGUUGGAUAACAUGGUGUAUUCAGAGGAAGAAAUGUUUCUCAUGGAAGUGGCUGACAAUAAUGAUGAUGCCAAUGUGGCAGAUAAGGACGAAGAUAUCAAGCCAACCAAUGCCAAGUCAAAAGACGCAAGACGAACCAAUGGAACUACUAAAGGUGAUGCUGCUAAUAUUGAGAAUGGUGUAGCAAUAUCUGAAAACGGAGAUGGGUCAUAUAGCAAUGGUGCUGAUAAUGACAAUGGAGAUGACGAUGACGACGACGAUGAUGAUGAUGAAGAAGACGAUGAAGAUGACAUGGGUGAGUGGAGUUUGAGGAAAUGCUCAGCAGCAACAUUGGAUGUAUUGAGUGAAAACUUACCGCAAGAAGUUCUCAUUUUGGCCUUGCCCAUCUUACAAGAAAAAAUCAUGUCAACAGAAUGGCCCACUAGAGAAGCAGCAAUUUUAGCAUUCGGUGCAAUGAGCAACAGCUUUAUCAAUUUAGCCAGUGAUAAGCUACCCCAACUUGUGCCAUUCCUCGUUGAUAGAUUACAAGAUGAUCAACCAAGAGUAAGACAAAUUACCUGUUGGACGUUAUCAAGGUAUGCAGGAUGGGUAAGUCAGGAAGCACAUGAAGGUGGUGAGUAUGCCACUUUUUUCCAACCCACAUUCCAAUCGAUUGUUGCUUGUGCAUUGGAUCCUAAAAAGAUUGUCCAAGAAGCUGCUUGUUCUGCACUUUCUGCCUUUAUUGAAGAGAGCGAUCCGCAAUUGAUUGAAUUUUAUCUUGAACCAUUACUACAUCAUUUUGCACAAUGUUUCCAAACAUACCAGCGUAAAAACUUAAUCAUAUUGUACGAUUGCGUUCAAACAUUUGUGGAAAAGAUGGGAUACGAAAACUUAUCUCGAGAUCCCAAGUAUGUUACCAUUUUGCUUCCUCCGUUGUUACAAAGAUGGGACCAGUUACUGGAUGAUGACACGGCGUUAUGGCCACUACUUGAAUGUAUGGCAUCGGUUGCUGCCACGUUGAAAGAGUUGUUUGCCCCCUAUGCUAUUCCUGUAUACGACAGAGCUUUGAAGAUUUUGUCAAAUUGUAUUCUUAUGGACCAGAAUUGCCAAACUGAUCCAUCAAUAGAUACACCAGAAAAGGAUUUCAUGGUUACUUCGUUAGAUUUGAUUGAUGGGUUGAUCCAGGGAUUUGAGUUUCACUCAAUUGAUUUGAUUCAACAUCAUGACAAGCCAAGUUUUGACUUGACUGAUUGUUUGUUGGUUUGUUUUGAAGACUUCAAUUCUGAUGUUAGACAAUCGGCUUAUGCAUUACUUGGAGAUAUGGCCAUUUAUAUCAUAGAUACCUUGAAGCCUUAUUUACAUCCGAUUUUCAUUAGCAUUGGUAAUGAAAUAAACAACCGAAAUUCUGAGACUUUCCCCGUUUACAAUAAUGCUAUUUGGGCACUAGGUGAGAUGAUUAUUCGGUUGCCAGCAAAAAAUACAGAAGCGUACUUGUCUAAUUUAAUCAAUUUGUUGGUGCCAGUUCUCAAUAGUACUGAUACUCAAGACACGGUAUUGGAGAAUUGUGCUAUAUGCUUAGGAAGAAUGGGGCUUGUUGGGGCAGAAUUACUUGCACCAAGAUUAAUUGAAUUUGUUACUCCUUGGUGCACGAGAUUUGUGAACUUGGUUGAUAACGAAGAAAAGCAAACAGGGUUACAAGGAAUGUUGAAAGUCAUUGAAGUGAAUCCUGAUUCUGGUUUUGGUGGAUUACAAACCCAGCAAGGUAAAGUUAAUCUUGCCAAAUUUUUGGAAGUGUUGGCUAAUUAUGAAGAUGCUACAAGUGAAUUGCAACAACAAUUUUUAAAUUUAAUUAAUCAUUACAAAUCAGUAUUGGGACAAGACGGAUGGAAUCAAGUGUUGAAAUUGGUGAAUCCUUCAUUAAGAAAUAGUUUGGAUGUAUAA